Molecule: messenger RNA, 2471 nt
Organism: Planococcus citri (citrus mealybug)
Lineage: Eukaryota; Metazoa; Arthropoda; Insecta; Hemiptera; Pseudococcidae
Product: adhesion G-protein coupled receptor D1-like
Exons: 3
Coding region: 856-1863 (335 amino acids)
Biological process (GO): G protein-coupled receptor signaling pathway; cell surface receptor signaling pathway
Cellular component (GO): membrane
Molecular function (GO): G protein-coupled receptor activity
Source: RefSeq, a predicted model, not a curated record
AUGCAUUUUUACGCACGUUCAACGUUGCUUUGCUUGCUCGAUAGUUCGUGAAUUUAUUUGUUCAGGUUAAUAUGUGAUGUGAUCGACGCGUCGCCGGUUUUAUCCAAAAUAUGUAGAUAACGAAUAGUCGAAUACGUUAUCUUUGCGUAGUGUAAUAAUUGUGAACUCGAAAAUUCGUGUCGUAAUUCUUUCGUCGGCCUUUGAAUUAUAUUCGUAUUGGUUUUCAGUUCAGUUUUUGGUCGGUGUCAGCUAGGUGAACGAUUGUGGUGUGGUGUUCCUCGCAAUAUCUUUGUACGAAUCGGUGAUUUUUCGUGUCUUUUGUUUGAAUAGCUCGUUGUGAUAAUGCCUUAUGUGAAAUGCAUGAUCGUACGUACAUGAAAGUAAUUCGAGAUAAAUCGUGAAUUCAAUUCGUCGGGUUGAUUUUCUGUUCAGUUGAACAAUCAAAUUUGAGCAAUUUUUAAUUCUUAAUAGUUUUGGUUUUCAUUAAAAUUUUUCUAAUCGGUAUGAAAUUGUUCAAUUGAUUCGAUCCGAGAAAGUUUGAGAUAUUUUUCAAUUUUGUAUUUGAAAUUUCGGCUUUUCAAGUUCGUUCGUUGCUCUGUGAUGGUGAACUGAAGCAGUUGAGUUGGCCGGUUCGCGUUGUUGGAAAGUGAAAAAUAAUAUGGUAUCCCUAUGCAAGCGCUGAUCAGUUGUUUGAUAAAAUCAACUUCGCUGUGAGAAUCUUCAAGUCACCAGCGCCGCAUUCAGUGAUAACUUUGAAAGUUCCCUGCACUACCUGCUCCUUCUUACUUCUACCUGUAGGUGUCAACUUCAUUCUAGCGACGCUGAUCACCGCAAGCUGAACAUCUCCCAUCAACCAUGACGACGAUGACGACACACCCGUACGCCUCCUUCGAUCACAACGAUCAAAACUAUUUGGAUUAUUUGCCAAGCGUGAUAAGCGCGAACGUAAUCUCGAUAAUUGGUUUCGGAAUAUCGAUAUUGUUACUUUGCACGCACCUAAUUGUGUAUUCGAUCACAGAAGACAUGUGGACAUUGACGGGCAACAGUUUAGCGUCAUUUUGUUGCUCGCUAUUGCUAAGCUAUUGCGCCUACAUCGGCGGUAUGGUGGUGCACGACACGAGUACACCUUGUGCGAUCGUCGCUCUAUUAGCAUUCUACUUCUUCUUGUCCAAUUCGUCGUGGCUCUUGUCGAUCUCGCUGCAGCUUUACAACUCGUCAUCCAGUCGAGCCAGGAAAUCGCAGCAAUCUUCCUCAACCACGUGGGCUUUCGUCCGGUACUCUUUGUUCAGCUGGGCAGAGCCUGCUUUGAUUCUGGGCGCAGCUCUGUACAUCGAAUCGUACAACUUCAACGCUGCCGGUUCGGCGUUCAAAAUGCCGAAAAACUUACGAGUCGAUAUAUUCCCACCCGAGACGAACUGCUUCAACAGGAACGUUUCUGUUCUAAUCUGGUUCCUAGUUCUGUUCAAUGUUAAUUUAAUCGCCACCUUUAUCAUAUCCGCUGUGACAGCUUUCGCAGUAUAUAGAAACGGUAAUCGACGCAGACUCGAUGCUGAUACCGAUCCUGGCAAUGACAACGAUGAAGAUUUUUUCACCGUGCUUAAGUACUACAUGAGACUGAGCUUGUUGGUAGGAUUCGUUUGGAUCGUAGGCAUGUGCAUGAUUCAUUUCAAGGGACACAUCUUACAAAUCAUCUUCGCCAUAUCGAACGCCGCACUUGCCUUGUACAUUUUUCUAGUAUUCACUUUUAAUAAUAAGUUGUCCAGUAUCGCGUUUAACGAUGAUCGCAAAUCCUAUGAUAUGGAAACUUUUCAUAGACAUUCGCACGAACAUCAUCGAAGCCCGGCCAGAAGUUCCGACGUUUGAAAAGUGCAUCACAUCUGGUUGCUUUGAUGCCUGCUCAAACGAACCACUGAGAUUUACCUAUCUAUCUACUAUCGCUGAUUAAAUUGUAACUUUUGUACCAGUAUUGAAACAGCGAAUCGUCUGAUCUUCCUUGUCUUUGCUCAUCUUGGGUAAUUGAUGGACACCUUGAAAUUAUUGAAAUCGAUUACCUAACCUAUGUACUACUCGUAUUUAUCAUAAAUUAUUUUUUUUUAUCGGCUCUUCCAAUUUCAAUUGCUCGCAAGCACAAUUAAUUUUAUGUAAUCUUUUCAAAUCGAUAUUUUGUUGUUGACGAAUUUUAAAAAUGUGGUGCAAGCAUACGACACUUUAUCUUUAACUACUAACUCAUAUUUGGCGGUAAUACGUGUGCCAAUAAAUUACAAUCAUGAUCAUGAUACUAGUCGUUCCUCGCAUUUCAACGCUUGAUUUUUUACCAAAAUUAUCGAGUAAAUUGUUUAUUUUUUGUUCAUAAACCUUUAGGUAUACCUACUUAUUUAUUUAGUCUAUUCAUUUAUUCAUUUGUGUAUCGUCAUUUAUUAAUCAUUAGGUUCAUUUUUUUCUUAACAAAAUACAAAUUUUUACAUUUUUAA